This is a messenger RNA of Thalassophryne amazonica, 3995 nucleotides long. It is a transcript of the gene tie1, whose product is annotated as tyrosine kinase with immunoglobulin-like and EGF-like domains 1. The transcript has 24 exons. The record is from RefSeq and is a predicted model, not a curated record. Lineage: Eukaryota; Metazoa; Chordata; Actinopteri; Batrachoidiformes; Batrachoididae. Gene Ontology annotation, biological process: positive regulation of kinase activity; cell surface receptor protein tyrosine kinase signaling pathway; protein phosphorylation. Gene Ontology annotation, molecular function: transmembrane receptor protein tyrosine kinase activity; ATP binding; protein binding. Gene Ontology annotation, cellular component: signaling receptor complex. The coding region runs from base 191 to 3580 and encodes 1129 amino acids.
CUCUAUCUGCUGAGUGUGGCGGCUCGUGGAACCACACGCCGUGUCGUUUCUGAGGACUUUUGGCGUCUGGAGCGUCGGAUAAACUCUCCGAAGUGAUGCGUAAAAAGGCGCACCGCUCGUCGUGACGCAGCGUCGCCGGUUUGGAUGCGGAGCCUCGUGAAACUUUUCUCGAGUGAGGAUUACGACCAUAAUGUGGAUCGUGUGGGUGUAUCUGCUGUUUGUUCGUUUUUCAGAUGGCGUGAUGGAUUUGACCAUGAUCUCAACAGCAGAGGUGACCAGUGUCAGUCACUUCUCCAUCUCUUGUAUCAGUGGUGAGCGCAACGCUGCCCAAUUUAACCUGGACAUCAGGAGGGACAACAAAAUCCUUGUAUUCCCCCAGAAGCCAAACUUUAAAUUACACAGGCCGCAGAACAAGAAGGUGGUGGCCAGAGACUUCAGUCACCUGGAUAACAUUGGCAUCUUCUACUGUGAAUCCAGUGAAGCACCGACAGAGAAGAUCAUAAUGAUCAGCAACUGUGGCCAUGCAAAUUUUGUUCCAACCCACCUGACAAUGACUGCAAACAAAGGAGACACGGUUCACAUCAGCAUGCAGCUCCUCACCCCCGAAAAGAGAGACGUGACCUGGAAGUACAACGGAAACUACUAUUACAUGACUCACUGGAACGAUGUGACGAACAGUACCGCUGUGCUGAUGGUGGAGAAUGCAGCUUUUCCCAAUCAGGGCAUCUACAGUGCCAGCUACGUGGGCGCCAGUCCGCUGAAGGGCGCGUGGAUGAGGCUCAUUGUCAGAGACUGUCCCAGUAAUAAAUGGGGUCCCUACUGCGACCAAGACUGUCAGGAGUGUCUGAAUGGUGGCAUGUGUCACGAUAUGGACGGUGACUGUAUCUGCCCUCCAGGAUUCAUGGGAACACGCUGUGAGACAGCCUGCAGAGAGGGAAUGUUUGGCAGGAACUGCCAGGAGUCAUGUGGCACAGAGAUUACAUGUAAGGGCCUGCGCUUCUGCCUGCCGGACCCUUACGGAUGCUCCUGUGCCAGCGGCUGGUUCGGGAGAAGCUGUGAGACCGCCUGCCACAAUGACAUGUACGGACCAGACUGCAAGCUGAGCUGCAAAUGCCAGAAUGGAGGAAUUUGUAACCGCUUCACUGGGUGCCAGUGUCCCACCGGCUGGAGGGGUCAGAACUGUGAGAAAUCUGACUGCGCACCCCAGAUCCUGGAACUGGGAAGUACUUUGGAGUGGAAUCUGAACUCCAGUCCAAAAAUCUCAUGUUCAGCCACUGGUAACCCCCUGCCGAGCCAUAGCAGCUUUGAGCUAAGAAAGCUGGACAGCACUGUAUUCAAGGCCACUCAAACCAUUAUGGAGUCCACUAAGAGCACAGCCCAGUUUCAGAUCCCUCGUCUGACUGCUGAACACAGUGGCCUUUGGGAGUGCAGGGUCUCUACUAAUGGAGGCCAGGACUCGCGCAAAUUCAACCUCACUGUCAAAGAGCCACCAGUGCCCAUGACCGCUCCCAAACUGCUGGAAAAGAGGAGUAAGCAGCUGUUGGUGAUGCCAAGAGACUCUUUCUUUGGAGAUGGGCCCAUUAUCUCCACCAAACUCCUCUACAAGCCCAUGGACAAUGGAGACUCUUGGUCAUCCAUAAUAGUCUACAGUGACAGAGAGCCCAUCACACUGAUGAACCUGAAGCCAUCAACACGGUAUCAUGUUUGUGUCCAGCUGAGCCGUCCUGGGGAAGGAGGUGAGGGAGUGCCGGGACCAGAGGCCAUCAUGGAGACCGACUGUCCUGAGCCCACAGUCCAGCCUGAGAUCGACAUCAGCUCGUUGGAAGGCCGCAACGCCACCAUACGAUGGCGACUGCCUGCUAACACGGGCAUUAAUGCAGGCACGGCAAGUGGCUUUUUAGUUCAGCUGUUUGGGCCGACACCCGACAGUGAGAAACUGCUGGAGGAGACCACCCUGCUCAAUGUGCUUUCCACCAAGUUCCACAACCUGCACUACCAGAGGGUCUACACCGCCGUGGUGCGCCUCAUCAACUGUGGCAGUCAGGGGCCCCCAUCCAGGCCCUACCACUUUCGCAUCGACAGCCAGGGCCCAUCGUUUCCACGCAACGUCCAGGCCCUGCCUCUUUCCGUAUCAGCCAUUCAAGUGAGUUGGCAACCCCCUGAGCAUCGCAAUGGAGGCAUCAAUAAAUACAUCAUCGAGUACCAGCCAGUCGGGCACGGGAGCCCGCACCCGUGGGUGGACACAGAUGAUGGGAACAAGACCACCAAAGACGUGACGGCACUCAAUAGCAGCACGCUCUACCAGUUCCGGGUGAGGGCGUUCUCCAAAGUCCCAGGAGAGUGGAGCAAUUUUGUUCAGGCCAUGACACAAGGAGACGGCUUUCAGAGUCAAACGCCGACCAUCCAGGGUGUGGCCAGUAGGCCCAGCGGGGACAGUUACCAACUGCUGGUGGUGGUUGUGGGCUCGGUGACGGUCACCUGCGUGACUAUCCUGCUGGUGCUGCUGGCUUUUUUCUACAUCCGCAAGAUGCUGCUCAGCCGCCGGCGCACGUUCACCUACCAGUCUGGAUCGGGUGAAGAAACGAUUCUGCAGUUCAACUCAGGAACUCUUACCCUGACGCGCAGGCCGAAGCCCACUCCCGAACCCUUCACCUACCCCAUACUGGAGUGGGAGGAUAUUAAGUUUGAAGAUGUGAUCGGAGAAGGAAACUUUGGCCAGGUCAUCAAAGCCAUGAUAAAGAAGGAUGGCAAUAAAAUGAGUGCGGCCAUCAAGAUGCUGAAAGAGUUUGCCUCUGAGAAUGACCACCGAGACUUCGCGGGGGAGCUGGAGGUGUUGUGUAAACUGGGCCAGCAUCCCAACAUUAUCAACUUGAUUGGAGCCUGUGAGAACAGAGGUUACCUGUACAUCGCCAUUGAAUACGCCCCCUAUGGAAACCUUCUCGACUUUCUGAGGAAAAGUCGUGUGUUGGAGACCAACCCAACCUUUGCCAAAGAGCACGGCACUGCUUCAACCCUCACAUCCCAGCAGCUGCUGCAGUUCGCUGUUGACGUGGCCACGGGGAUGCACUACCUCAGUGACAAACAGUGUAUUCACCGGGAUCUGGCAGCCAGGAAUGUUCUGGUUGGCGAUAACCUCGUAGCAAAGAUCGCAGACUUCGGCCUGUCUCGCGGGGAAGAAGUUUAUGUGAAGAAGACAAUGGGGAGGCUGCCUGUGCGCUGGAUGGCCAUCGAGUCCCUGAACUACAGCGUAUAUACAACCAAAAGUGACGUGUGGUCUUUUGGUGUUCUUCUCUGGGAAAUUGUAAGCUUAGGUGGAACUCCUUACUGUGGGAUGACGUGCGCUGAGCUUUAUGAAAAACUGCCACAAGGCUACAGGAUGGAGAAACCCAAAAACUGUGAUGAUGAGGUCUAUGAGCUGAUGAGGCAGUGCUGGAGGGAUCGGCCUUAUGAAAGGCCGCCCUUCUCCCAAAUCUCUGUUCAACUCAACAGGAUGCAAGAGGCCAGAAAGGCUUAUGUCAACAUGGCUCUUUUUGAGAACUUCACCUACGCCGGGAUAGAUGCCACAGCUGAGGAGGCCUGACUACCAGCCCCCCCAGACCCUCGCUUACCACGUAGCCUUAAGAGGAAACCUCAAGGAUGGACGCCGCGUUACUGCCGCUUACCUGUUGCUCAUCGUCGAGACAGGAAGACCAGGCGCUCCACUAAAAUCACCCAGCUUUAGACGGAGAACUGUGACAGGACACUGUGACUAUACUGGACGUGUCAACCGAUGUGGAUUAUGGCUGGGCCAUGGAUGCAGAGCUGGAGGGAAAAAAGGACAACUUUGUACCUCUUGAUCUGACAAAAGCUGCAACGUUGUACUUUUUUUUAUUGUGUGAGAGAAGACGACGGCGCUACGUGAUUUGCUUUAACACCACAGGGUCUGUGGGGCUUCAGUGCAGGACUUCAUCAUCUCUUAAAGGAGAAAAUCUUUUUAUAGAGGAUACAAAAAAAAG